This is a messenger RNA of Beta vulgaris subsp. vulgaris (sugar beet), 1292 nucleotides long. Its product is annotated as acetylajmalan esterase-like. The record is from RefSeq and is a predicted model, not a curated record. The transcript has 2 exons. Bases 1 to 1125 code for a protein of 374 amino acids. Lineage: Eukaryota; Viridiplantae; Streptophyta; Magnoliopsida; Caryophyllales; Amaranthaceae. Gene Ontology annotation, molecular function: hydrolase activity, acting on ester bonds.
AUGGCUAGCAUGAAAGUAUUCGUUGUCUUUGUUAUCCUUGCUCUAUAUUCUUCAAUUCCUCGUUGUCUUAAUGCAAUUCCUCUGCAAACUCCCACUGUCGUUGAAGCAAUCUAUCAAUUCGGGGACUCGAUUUCUGAUACCGGAAAUUUGAUACGUGAGAAUCCAGUAGGCUCUCAUACAGCUUUUGCGAGACUUCCUUAUGGAGAAACUUACUUCCAUAAACCAACCGGUCGUUGCUCCAACGGUCUUCUUAUGAUUGAUUAUAUUGCUGAAAACUUCAAUUUGCCACUCCUAGACGCAUAUCUUAAUGAAGGAGGCAACUUUAAUCAUGGGGUUAACUUUGCUGUAGCUGGAUCAACCGCUCUGACAACUUCAACAUUAGCUGCUAAAAACAUAUUAUCUCCUGUCACAAACAGUUCAUUAUCUGUUCAACUCAGCUGGUUUAGGUCUUUCCUUCAUUCAAUUUGUUCACAUCCUUUUGAGUACCAACACAAACUCGCGAACGCCCUUUUCAUCAUCGAAACAGGAGGUAACGACUUCAACUAUGCCUUCUUCCAACAAAAGUCAUUACAAGACGUACAACAAAUGGUAGAUGAAGUCAUUCAAGCUAUAACAACCACUGUGAAAGAAUUAAUCAGUUUAGGUGCUACUAAAUUUGUUAUCCCUGGUAACUUCCCAAUUGGUUGUUUGCCUAUUUAUCUAAGUGCCUUCGAAUCCAACGACACCAAGAUGUAUGAUGAGCUUCAUUGUCUUAAAGAUUUGAAUGAAUUCGCCAUGUUUCAAAACAAUCACUUGGAACGAGCUAUUAAGGAGCUUCAAAUACAGUACCCGAACGUCGCGAUUGUUUAUGCUGAUUAUUACAAUGCAUUGAGGGGACUCCUUACAAAUGCAGCUUCACUUGGGUUCAACAAGAGUGAAGUGCAAAAGGCAUGUUGUGGAAUUGGUAAUAAUGAAUAUAACUUUAACAUGACAAGUAUGUGUGGAUAUAAAGGAGUUCCAGUUUGUGAAAAUCCGGAUAAGAGUGUGAGUUGGGAUGGAGUUCAUAUGACUCAACAUGCAUAUCAACUCAUGGCAAGGUGGUUGAUUAAGAAGAAUAUUCUCCCUGGAAUCUCUACUACAGUUUAGAUAGAUGAUGAUCUUGUUUUUAUUUUUAUUUUGCAAUUGCUAGUUCUUGAAUAAUAAUAGUGUAAGUUCUUUUUUUUUAAUUAAAGAUUAGUAUAGUAUUACACAGUAGAUGUAUGUUUUUGGUUAAUUUUUGUUUCGGUGAUAUAAUUUGUUUGACCUUAAUGAAG